Molecule: messenger RNA, 1035 nt
Organism: Panicum virgatum (switchgrass)
Lineage: Eukaryota; Viridiplantae; Streptophyta; Magnoliopsida; Poales; Poaceae
Product: endo-1,3;1,4-beta-D-glucanase-like
Exons: 7
Coding region: 116-838 (240 amino acids)
Molecular function (GO): hydrolase activity
Source: RefSeq, a predicted model, not a curated record
CGUUGCUGCCGUCUCGUGUCUCGUCCCUUCCGCGCGCAUCUAGCCUUGCCGCCAACCGCCACCACCGCAGCCGGGGAGAGAGAGAGAGAGCGGAGCACGAGGGCGGGGGGGACGGAUGGCGAGCCCCCAGUGCUGCGAGAACCCGCCGACGCUGAACCCGGCCGGCGGGGCGGGCAAGGUCGUGGACAGCUUCGGCGGGCUCAAGGCCUACGUCGCCGGCCCCGAGGACUCCAAGGCCGCCGUCGUCCUCGUCGCCGACGUCUUCGGGUUUGAAGCGCCGAAUCUGAGGAAGAUAGCCGACAAGGUUGCUCUGUCAGGAUACUUUGUUGUGGUACCAGAUUUCUUCCAUGGGGAUCCUUACGUACCUGAGAAUACUGAGAGGCCCAUUCCUGAGUGGCUAAAGUCGCAUACUCCGGAAAAAGGGUUUGAAGAUGCAAAACCAGUUAUUGCUGCUCUAAAGGAGAAGGGAGUGUCUGCUGUUGGAGCUGCAGGUUAUUGCUGGGGUGCUAAGGUUGUUGUGGAGUUGGCAAAAGCUAAGGAGAUCCAGGCUGCUGUAAUGUUGCACCCUUCGUUUGUUUCAGUUGACGAUAUCAAAGAGGUCAAAUGCCCUAUUUCUGUACUGGGAGCUGAGAUUGACAAAACGUCCCCGCCAGAAUUAGUCAAGCAAUUUGAGCAGGUUCUUUCUGCCAACUCAGGGGUUGGUCACUUCGUCAAGAUUUUCCCUGGUGUGUCUCAUGGAUGGAGCGUGAGGUACAGCGAAGAUGAUGCAGCUGCCGUGAAGAGUGCCGAGGAAGCCCUGGCGGACAUGAUCGACUGGUUCAACAAGAACCUGAAAUGAACUAUGUAGUUGCAUCCUGCCUUGUAAUGAAGCACAUUCUAGUGCGGUCGUCAUUGGAGUAUUGUGGGAUUAUCAGCUAUCUUAGGGCCUUCUUCGUCAGGUCGUUGUAGUUCUCACGGUCUGUGCUUGUACACGUUUGCCGUAGACUGGUUGUGCUCAUUCCGUAAUAAAAAGAGGUAAAUUGUGUCCAUAACAAA